Molecule: messenger RNA, 735 nt
Organism: Desarmillaria tabescens
Lineage: Eukaryota; Fungi; Basidiomycota; Agaricomycetes; Agaricales; Physalacriaceae
Exons: 3
Coding region: 26-697 (223 amino acids)
Source: RefSeq, a predicted model, not a curated record
UAAACGCGCUUUGCGUACGACCAUCAUGACCAUGUUUGCUGCUUUGGAUCCCUCUCUGUUGCCUGCUACCACAAUGGAUACACGAAGGUGCAACAUAUGCAAGGCUCAUAUUUCAUCAAGUUCUCUUUGGAAGCGAUGCGACGAUUGUAGGAGAAAAAGAACAGCAGAACAUCGCAGGUGGCGAGAAGGGAAGAAGGGUCGUCUUUCCUUGUUUCCUGCCAGUUCAACGGCGGUCACGGUCCCUCUAAAGCGCAAGGCUGCUCAAUUAGAGACUGACGGUCCUAGCAAGCGACCCAAAGCAAUGACCCAUGGCAAAGAAACCAAGCAGCAAGAUUGCCAGUUUCAUCCUACUUGGAAGCCAGUAUCUCUUACACAUAUGCAUGAAGAACUCCGCGACCUCCCGCAGAAACAGGACGCCUGCCUGCAUGCUAGCCAUUCUAUUAUCGCAUCUGCAGACAUUGAUCAUCUUCAGCGUGCUCGUCUAGUAGCACAUGAUUUGCGGGGAUACCAGCUCAUAUCUAGCAAGAGGAAGACAUAUAUCACAGAUAUCCCGGGCGGUUGUAGCCUUCUGUUCAGCUGCGCUUGCUUGGGGCCAAGCAUAGAUUGCCUCGGAAGUACCAGAAUAACGGUUGAAGAUGAUAUGUCGCACCCUUUGGGAAUCAAGGGACAGAAGAUAAGCGUUGUCAUUCAUCAUUAGCAAUAUGUUACUUUUUCAAUGACAUGGCAGUUCUGUAU